AUAAAUUCAUUAAACCAACAUUUUCUCAGUCAUAUUGAUUUCCUGGGACAUCAAUCGUCGGAUUGCAAUUUGCUGUUUCUAGACUCUAGACCAGCUCGGCGAGUGGAAUAAUGGAUCGAUCAUCUGACGGAUCCAAGUUUAUUGAAGGUCGUGUGAAAAUUGGGAGAAAACGCUAUCGGUUCUCUGCGGAGAAAUUUCUUUGUUUUUCUGAUGACUCAGAUGACGAGCCACCCAUCCAAAUUAGUGGAAAGCCUGCUUCAACUGCUAAGCCAACUUCGGGUUCACCACAACACCAUCCACAACCCAUUGAACAAGCCACCACCAAUCCAAGCGUAACAAGCUCGUUGAUCAACCAACAUAAUAGGGUUGGCAACAAUCAAGGUCAUCGUUCACCAAGCCCUACUUCAUCGCCUCAGCUAUCAAGUCCACCGCCAUCCACUAUGGUGGAUAGCUUGUCAACACACUCCGAAUCUUCUCGUAGUAAUAUUUUCGAGACGACAAGAAAUACUUCUCAUAGGCAGCAAGGGCUUGAUUUGGUCGAGGAUGAUGUGGCGGGGACCCUUCAAGUGGAUCGCGCUCUUGAAAAGUCUGUCAAGAUGAAAAGAGUUUGGACUGGAUCCACUCCCUGGAGCCCAUUUCAGCUGGAUUGUAGCUGUUUGACGGUAACAUGUGAUGGUUUUAGUUCGAAGUUCAAGAGACAACGUGUUGGAGCGUCUUCAGGACGGUUUUCAUGGUUCAAGAUAAACACAUCGAAGCCAACUGACGCAGAGAUGGUGUACAGCAAAGCCAGACGCAAUGGAUUGUCUAUUCGUGAAUUGGAGCACGACGCCAUUCCAUCCAAGCUGAGCGAGUUUGCAUUUCACUUCUACACUUUCGCCGUAUCCGACGAGGAUGUUUCAAAGGUCAAUAGAUUGAUUGAUGAAGACUUUGUUGGAGCUUUCAACGCGGAUACUCUACUCAAGAAUCCAGCACAGUCGUUUUUCUUCCACAACAUCGACCAAAAGGACGUCAUUGCAUUGUGUGCUCUUGCAACACACUACAACCUUCACAGCGUCGUGCCGCCACUCCCGCCGAUGCAGCUCCUCGAGAAUGAUCAGAAUAUUUUGGAAGUUAUUGAUAAUCAGACAACUAUGCAACACUUGGAAAACUACUUGUCUAAAAAAGCGAUGGAACAUCUUGCUCGUCUCAAGACUGAAUUGGAGCACUUGUGAACUUCUAUUCUACGUGUAUUAUGUGUUUUAAGAGCAAAUAAAUAGUUUAUCACAA
Molecule: messenger RNA, 1266 nt
Organism: Caenorhabditis elegans
Lineage: Eukaryota; Metazoa; Nematoda; Chromadorea; Rhabditida; Rhabditidae
Gene: T05F1.5
Product: BTB domain-containing protein
Exons: 9
Coding region: 111-1211 (366 amino acids)
Source: RefSeq, marked reviewed